Molecule: messenger RNA, 1586 nt
Organism: Dendrobium catenatum
Lineage: Eukaryota; Viridiplantae; Streptophyta; Magnoliopsida; Asparagales; Orchidaceae
Product: pentatricopeptide repeat-containing protein At5g56310-like
Exons: 1
Coding region: 65-1483 (472 amino acids)
Biological process (GO): RNA modification
Molecular function (GO): RNA binding; protein binding
Source: RefSeq, a predicted model, not a curated record
UUGAUCUUAAUGUCUUCCUCUGAUCCUUCCCUUCCAUGCAGCUUUCCCGCUGAACUUCAUUCUUAUGCCGAGACUGCCUUCUCUUUCCUCUCCUCCUCUGAAGCCCGCAAAAUCCCAUCGGGCCCAUCCACCUUCUCUCUCUCUCCUCGCCGACUCCUGUACGUCGAUGCGGCAGAUCGUGCAAGUCCACGCCCACAUGAUCGUCACCGGCCGCAUCUCCGACAACUACGCAGCCAGCCGCGUUCUCUCCUUCGCCGCCCUCCACCCUUCCGGUCAUCUUCCCCACGCCCUUGCCCUCUUCUCAUCCUCUCCCUCCCCGAACUCAUUCAUGUACAACACCCUUAUCCGCGCCCUCGCUGCAUCUCCCUUUCCAUCCCGAGCCCUUCUCCUCUACCCCCAAAUGCUCCUCCAAGGCCCUCCCCCCGGCUGCCACACCUUCCCUUUCCUCCUCAAAGCCGCCGCCACUGGCGGCGAUCUUUUCGCCGCGCGACAAAUUCACACUCAUGCAUUUCGGCACGGCCUCGAUUCCGACCCCUAUGUGGCCAAUGGCUUGAUUCGUUCAUACGGCACUUGCGGCUUUCUAGACGAUGCACGCCAACUGUUUGAUGAAAUGCAUGAGAGGAAUGCCAUUGUCUGGACCACGAUGGUCAGUGGGUACGCUCAGAACUUCUGCUCGAAUGAGGCGGUGGAGCUUUUCCUUGAGAUGAUGAGGACGGGGAUCGAGCCCUGUGAUGCCGCUCUGGCAUCGGUUUUGUCUGCGUGUGCUCGGUUGGGAGGGCUCCAGUUGGGUCGGCAGAUCCAUGAACUGAUCAUAGAGAAGGAGAUUGUGCUGGGGGUUAUACUUGGCACUGCAUUAAUUGAUAUGUAUGUUAAAAAUGGGGAGAUAUGUGUUGCUCGGAAGCUGUUUGUAGAAAUGCCUGAGAGGAACAUUGCUACAUGGAAUGCAUUGAUCUGCGGGUCAGCUCACUAUGGUCAUGCUAGAUAUGCACUAGAGCUCUUCCAACAGAUGGAGGAGGAGCUAGAGAUCCAACCAAAUGACAUAACCAUUGUUGGAGUCCUAACUGCUUGCUGCCAUGCUGGGAAGAUUGAUUUAGCUCGACGGGUCUUUCACUCAAUGGAGAAGAACUAUGGGAUUGAGCCAAAAGUGGAGCAUUAUGGUUGCAUGGUUGAUCUUCUUGGCCGGAGUGGCAGGUUGAAGGAGGCAGAGGAGUUGGUGAAGGGAAUGAAGUGGGAGGCAGAUGUUGUGGUCUUGGGUGCUUUGUUGUCUGCCUGCAGAAGCCAUGGUGAAAUUGAGAUUGCAGAGAGGGUUGUGGAGAAUAUUCUCAGGGUGGACCCUGAAAACCAUGGGGUUUAUGUAGUGUUGUCAAAUAUGUAUGCAGAAGUCGGGAGGUGGGAAGAUGUGGAGAGGUUGAGAAGAGUGAUGAGGCAUGGCGGGCUGAAGAAGAUUUCCGGAUGGAGCUGUUUUGAUGGUACUGAGAGUUAGAUCAUCUCCAACCGAACUGCCUGUUCGCGAAUCACUGCAUUCGAAUUUCAAAUCUCUUGUCAAAAAUUGGUAGGUGAACAGUGCGACUCCAAUAUUGGCAUCA